AUGGGCAGUCUUGACAACACCAUUCCUCCAUUCCCGGAUGAUGUGCCUACGGUGCCAAUCGCCCGAAUCUCAUACUCCAAGCUAAAGUGCUCUGAUGAAAAUGAGAUGAACAAAGUUCUCAAAGCUUCUCAAUCAGAUGGCUUCUUCUAUCUUGACCUCACCGAUGACCCCGCGGGACAAUCUCUUCUGAACGACACCGAAGAUGUCCUCGCUAUCUCAAAACGCGCUCUGAACAUCCCUCUGAACCAAAAGAUGGAAUGUCUCGCUGCGCGAGGCAAACAAAUGUUCGGCUACAAACCCGCCGGGGCAGUCAAGCAGACUGAUAAAGAUGCACGACCUGAUACAACAGAGUUCUUCAACGUGAGCAAAGAUCACUUAUUGGGAAACUCUGAGUCGCGAAACUAUCCUGCCGAGAUCACCAACCAGUGGACGUACUUGGGGAAGUUUGCUGAAAACUGUCACUCUUUGGGACUCAUGAUCCUUCGCAUUUUAGCCCAGCAACUUGACCUACCAUCCGACGAGUUUGCCAGGAGAAAUAACAUCUCUUCAAUUUCUGGAGAUCAUAUCAGAAUGACCAAGAUGCCAGGUUGUGACUCGGUAGAUGGUAAAAGAAUUGGUCUUGCAUCCCAUACGGACUUUGGCAGCAUCACCGUGCUGUUCAAUUGGGUCGGCGGUCUUCAGAUCCAAUCUCACGACCCCGCAAGACAAGGAGAAUGGGCAUUUGUCAAACCAUUACCCGGACACGCUAUCAUCAAUCUCGGCGAUGCAAUGGUAAAGUUCAGCAAUGGACGCCUCAAGUCGGGAAAGCAUCGCGUUGUGCCUUUACCUGGACCGUCAGGACAACUAGAUCGGUACAGUUUGGUGUAUUUUGUCAGACCAGCUGAUGAUGUGUUGAUGGAGCCUGUUGAGCAGUACAAGGAUGAACCUGUCGUUACUGUCGGCGGGAAAGUUGGUGAGGAGAGGGUUUAUACUGCUGGGGAGUGGUUGUCACGCAGGUUGAAACAGAUGUCAAAGUAA
Messenger RNA from Fusarium musae, 1017 nucleotides. RefSeq lists its product as uncharacterized. The transcript has a single exon. Bases 1 to 1017 code for a protein of 338 amino acids. Gene Ontology annotation, molecular function: dioxygenase activity. NCBI's taxonomy places the organism in Eukaryota, Fungi, Ascomycota, Sordariomycetes, Hypocreales, Nectriaceae. The record is from RefSeq and is a predicted model, not a curated record.